UCAGACAUCGAUACAUAUAUAAGAGUAGCGGCAGCGGCGGAUCCACGGCAUUAUUGCGUAUUUCCAUAGCGCCCACCAGCAAAGUAAGUGGCAGUAAUAGCCACGCAUUGACGGCUGAACUGACGCGACUCGCCACGCCACGCCAUGGUGGAGUCUUCGGCCAUUGGCCGGCCACUGACUGGAUGUGCGAAUCCACAGCAGCCGGCAACAGCCGCCAUCACCGCCGCGCAGCAUUCGCCGUCCGGCAUGCGUUGCGGCACGUUGGAGACGCGCGUGCGAGGCGCAUGGUAUCGGGUGCUGGUGACGCUCGAAACCGACUUUCUGGCCAUUAGUUUGGACGAGUCCUGCGAUGCGGCGGCCGUCAGCGUGGACCAAUCGACCACACUGAACGGCACUUUGGGCAGCAACCACAGCGGUCAUAAUGGGUCCAUACCCUCAUCGGCCUCCAUGCAGGGCAUGGGCGGCACGGGCAGCGGAGGCGACACGGAUUGUACGGAUAAUGGUGGUGGCAGCGGUAACAGCGGCGACCAUCUGCUGAACAAUAAUACGUUGGACAAUGGACUGGAUAUGUGCGAUGUACCUGAUCAUGUGGCCAAUCAAAAGAGACAUGUGCGCAUCAUUAAAUCGGACAACAACGGUCUCGGCAUUUCCAUUAAGGGCGGUCGCGAGAAUCGCAUGCCCAUAUUGAUAUCGAAAAUUUUCCGCGGCAUGGCGGCCGAUCAGGCCAAGGGCCUGUACGUGGGCGAUGCCAUCCUGUCGGUGAACGGAGAGGAGCUGCGCGAAGCAACACAUGAUGAGGCGGUACGCGCACUGAAACGAGCCGGUCGCGUCGUUGAUUUGGAAGUGAAAUUCCUGCGCGAAGUGACACCGUACUUCCGAAAAGCCAGUAUUAUCUCCGAAGUGGGUUGGGAAUUGCAGCGCGCCUUUCUGUGUCCUUUGGGUCCAGGAGCGCCUACAUCGCCGCCAGCGCCGAAGAUUACACCGCGCGCCGAUACGCGUUACAUACCGUUGCAGUUGACGCACUUGGCGCGCAAUCUGAAAUACAUCGAUCCCGAGAACCGUUGCAUCGAAUUGCAUUCGCCGGACGGUGUGCACUCGUGCAUCCUGCGCGCCACCGACUCAGCCGAGGCGCUGAUCUGGUUCAAUGCGCUGCACUCGGCGAUGUGCGGCAGCACACAGCGCGCCCUCACCGACGCCAAUCGUGCGCUGAUGAACGUCAUCGGGGAGCUGAAGCACAUCGGCUGGCUGAGCAGGCGUUUGAGUGGCGGCAGCACCAGCGGAGGCGUCGGCGGCGGCGGAAGCUCUGGCAGCGGGGGCGGUGGUGGCGGCAGCAGUGCCAGCGCUAUUGGUGGCGGCGCAGGCGAUUUGCCAAGCGGACGUUCCAGCUCGGAGAGUUCCGAUGAAAACGACAAAUGGCAACCCAUCUUUGUCGCAGUCACCGAGCGCGAAUUCAGAAUUUACGAGUCCGCUCCGUGGUCAGUGGAGGCAUGGGGACGUCCGCUGGAGAGUUUCGCAUUGGCAACGACAAGACUGGCUGGCGCUGGCAAUAAUUCAUCUUUGAACGGUCAACAGACGACGGUGUUUUGCGUACGCUGCGGCACCACCCGCGGCGUUUUGGUCUAUUGGCUGCGCUCGGAGACGCAUCGUGACAUGGCCGCGUGGGCGCGCGCUCUGGUGCAAGGCUCUCACAACGCCGUCAACUAUCAGCGUGAGUUCUCGUUCCGCUGCCUCUACCAGGGCAGACAGUGUCAAUUGGUUGUGCAUUUGAAUCGUGGCUUUUGCCUUUAUGACUGCAGCGGCUUCUCGGCGGCGGCGGCGGCGGGUGUUGUCGUGCCGCCCAAUCAGACCAAAACGCAGCUGUGGCAAUUUCCGUUCGACAAAUUGAAGGGCUCCGCGGACGACGGCAUACGCAUGCUGUUCUUGGAUUUCGGCGAUGAUGGCGAAAUUGAACUCGAUAUGGAGUGCUGUCCCAAGCCGGUGGUCUUCGUGGUACACAACUGCCUUUCGGCGAAGGUGCACUCGAUCACCUAAGAGCAGUCAGCGCAAGCUCUGACGUAAGCAAAAUCUACUUUGAAAGAGCGACAUAACCUUACGAAAGUACUAAGGGCGGUGAGCAGCAGUAAACGUAGUAAAAAUUUUUGUAAUUUCAUACCAAACACCGAAGAGUGAAUGCAGUGGAAAGGAAGUGAGAACGUUUAUGCUCUGUGCAAAAGACGAUUGCCAGAGUAUGGUAAUGCAAUAUAUCAAAUUUACUUAGCACUUAAUUAUAACGUAAUUAUAUAAUUAUACUUAAUACAAUUGUGGUAAGCAUAAGUAGAUUUGUAUAGCAUAUGUUAAACCGUUGAUGAUGGCGAUGCAAAAGUCGAAUGGCGAUCAGAUUUUGAGCUUUUGAGAGCGUGUGUGCUUCCUUAUGUCGUACGCGUAUAAGGUGGAAAAAACUAGUCUUCAGAAUUCUUCAGAAUACUCAUUAUAAAAUGUAAAAAAUCAUUAUCAAUAAGUACAUUCAUGCAUGCAUAUUUACAUAUUUACAUAUAUGUAACGUAUUCAAUUGUAUUCAUAUACACACACAGAUGUACUAAGUCACUCAACGCCACAGAUUUCCAGCUUUAAGGUGUUUCGGAGCGGCACUUUCAGAACACACACUUGCCGCGCUGCAAUUCACACUUGCUCAGCCUACAGGGUUGCAUAUUAAUUUAGAAUAUGAAUUUGGUGUCAACGGAAAUUGUGGAAUUUGAAAUUAAAACGCACAAAAAAAAAAAACGUGGGAAAGUGUUUAAAGUUUAGAUUCAAUAAAAUGUAAGCCGAAAAAACUAUGUAUGUAUGUUUGUAAAGAAAAAAAAAACGAAAAAAAAACAAAAACCACAAAUGGAAUGUGUAAAAAAGUAAUCCUUUUUCAAAUUUGCAUAAUUAAAUUG
Zeugodacus cucurbitae (melon fly) is the source of this 2915-nucleotide messenger RNA. It is a transcript of the gene Syn1, whose product is annotated as beta-1-syntrophin. Bases 145 to 2031 code for a protein of 628 amino acids. The record is from RefSeq and is a predicted model, not a curated record. NCBI's taxonomy places the organism in Eukaryota, Metazoa, Arthropoda, Insecta, Diptera, Tephritidae. Gene Ontology annotation, molecular function: structural molecule activity; protein binding. The transcript is spliced from 9 exons. Gene Ontology annotation, cellular component: dystrophin-associated glycoprotein complex; intracellular anatomical structure.